Molecule: messenger RNA, 5545 nt
Organism: Owenia fusiformis
Lineage: Eukaryota; Metazoa; Annelida; Polychaeta; Sabellida; Oweniidae
Source: the annotation of a GenBank genome assembly
ACUAUGCUACUGUAUGGAUGGUACAGCGUCUAGUGUUUGUAAGGCUGGGAUAUUGCAUUACCAUUACUAUUGAAAAAAUAUAUAUACGGAAUAGUGAAACCGUUACACUUUUUGAUUAACGUGUUUCACGUGCAAUAAUUAACCAAACAAGACUGUGGCUACGUACAUUAUCAUAACUGCAAUGUAUAGAACACAACAUACCAGACUGAAUCACUUUCAAGGUUAUUAACGGAUGCCAUCUUGUUUUCCUAUAUAGUCAAUUAUCUGUUACAGAAAAAGGUAUUACGGGCUGAUGGCGUAGAGAAUGGAUGGUUGUGCAGUCCUAGCAGCCCUGUUGUUAGGUGUUGUGGCCACCUCAGUAGAUGGACAACUGGAUCUCAGUGUAGAGUACAGAGAACCACACAGGACUGAAGCGACAUAUAUGAUAGUUGCACCGAGACGCUUUCGCCCAAAUCAAGUGUACCGUUUGUAUGUCACCAUUUUGAAGCAAGAGUACCAUAGUCUUCACUUCCAUGCCAUUAUUCGCAAUGUUGACCUCCGUUCAGAGAUAGGUGGCGUCUCUGGUACGUUCAACAGAGUCGGGGGCCGAGAGCUGGAAAUCAAAGUCCCUGAAUUUGUUAUUCCUGGGAACUACUCUCUCUAUGUCGAGGCGAAACAUGUGGAUGGUGUUGGUGGCGCCAUCUAUCACAACGAAACAGCACUCAUAUUUGACACCAAGCAGAUGUCUAUCUUUAUUGAGACAGACAAGGUGAUAUACAACAGAGGAAACAGUGUGAGGUUUCGAGUGAUUCCAGUCUUGCCGAAUCUAAUGCCCGUACAAGGAACAAUGGACAUAUUUGUUAAAGAGAGUAACGGUGUCGUUGUAAGAAGAUGGCUUGCACAGGCUGUCAACAAUGGUAUUAUAGAGAAGAGUUUUGAUCUACCCCAGUAUGUGGUAUAUGGCAGAUUUGAAUGGAUAAUUGAAAUACAAGCAUUUGGGCAUGUAUAUACGAAGAAGAUUCGUAUUGAGGAAAUAUUUCCAGAGAGAAUGAUUGUUAACGUGACACUUCCACCAUUCAUAAAGACUUCGGACUAUGGAUUGGCUGGUUUCGUGAAAGCAUAUUACUUCCCGAGUUGGCUUCCCAUGAAAGGGAAUGGAACAGUGGAACUAAGCGUUGAGGGUUUCAAGGGGUCAUCCUAUAAAUUCAACAUUCCAUACUUUGAAGAUGAAUAUCAAUUUAUCUUUACUAUGAAUGAACUGAGAAGGAUAACUGGUGUGCCUGACCUAUCAAACAAAGCAAUCAAAGUCACUGCGUGGGUCUACGACCGUGAUACUUACGAAUAUAUGUGGGGCGAAGCAAAAACAGUCAUAUAUGAUGGUGGAGUGGAAAUGUAUUUUGUAGAAGAUAUCGUCAGAACAUUCAAGCCAAAUAUGCCAUUCAACUUUCACGUGGCCGUCAAAAAGAGAGACGGUACCCCUCCUUCGUGGUUCGGUAACGCAAAUGUUGAACUUGAGAUAAUUUACCAGGAGGAGUCGGGGAGAAGUAGGAGAGACCUUGAACGUGUAGCGGUUCCUGAUGAUAAUAUCAUUGCUUAUACAAUAACUCCUGGAAUAAAUGACCAGUUUAUUUCAAUACAAGCGAGGUAUAGGGGUCAGGGCAUGAACUUGCCAAGAAAACGGAUGACUGCCUACCGUGUCUAUUCAACAAACAAAUAUUACAUACAAGUUACAACUUCUACGUUGGCACCAAAGGUGAACAGAUACAUCAUAUUUACGGUUAGGACAAACACGUACGUUGACACUAUUUAUUAUCACAUAGUCUGUGGAGGUAAUAUGGUCAUGUCGGACGAGCUACCAAUGACAUCGAUGCUGAAAACAUUCUCAGUUGCUUUAUCACGUGACAUGAUGCCAAGUGCGCGAAUGGUUGUUUAUUUCGUAAAGAGGGGAGAAGUUGUAGCUGAUGCGUUGUCAUUCUAUGUCGAUGGUUCUUCCCUACAUGAGGUUGAUGUUGAACUGAACUGGGGUAAAGAUUUCGGACCAGCAUUUGUCGAAGUAAUUGGCACAACUGAUCCUGGGACAUUAAUAGCAUUUAAUGCAAUCAACUACUAUCUUUACUCUCUGGGCGCAAGAAACUUCAUUACUGAACAAGAUAUUAUAGAUGAGUUGCUCACGUAUGACAGUCAUGCAAAUGUGAGUGCAAGUGUCAGUUGGAUUGGGGAUGACUGGAACCGAAAGACCAUGUAUUUCCCAACGCAGACUUAUGGAUCUGAUGCUAACACAACAUUUGUUUUUUCCGGACUUCAUGUAUUUACUGAUGCAAAUUUGACAACAGUGCCAAGUGACUGUAACGCAACUAGCGGCUGGAUGACGUGCUAUGACGGUAGCUGCUACAGAGUGGAGAAGAAAUGUGACAAACAAUUAGACUGCAAUGACGGGGCGGAUGAAAGUGGAUGUGGCUUGGAUAAGGGCACUGAAUUGACUAUUCAGUAUGAUUUCUAUAAGGACUUUAAUCGCCACCAGCCAUACGUUGAGCCGUAUGAGCCUGUCAGUUGGAUGUGGCACACAGAUUAUACUAAACCAAGCGGUGAAAGUUACUCCUGGGCUUCUCCCACAUUCACUCCGUUCUUCUACGCUUUGUCUGCUCUCUCCGUCAGCAGGGAUAAUGGACUUGGGGUUGUUCAGCAACCCUACAGGGUCGACAUGACGAGAGGGUUAUACGCAAUUUGUGAAUACCCGAAAGCUGCGCGUAAGGGGGAGCAAAUUGGUAUCCAGUUGUGGCUGUCAAGUUUUGUUGAUACUGUGAUGGAGGUCUUGGUGACUCUUCCGGCAUCUGACCAGUAUAGGUUUGUAGCGGUUGGAGAUGAACUGAAGAGUUACAUUGAUCAUUAUUCACCUAAACUUAUUGAUGAGGAGAUACAAACGUUGGUGUAUCUUGAACCUGGAGAGAAACGGUUUAUACACAUGCCAAUUCUUCCUACGAGUGUUGGGAUCACAGAAUUUGAAAUAAUUGCAAACACGUUUGAUAAUAGUGAAGGAUGUUCUGGAUCCAUCGAAAUAACGAUGGAUGGUGUUCAGAAUGAGUGGCACACUCCUUACUUUGUUGACCUUGUAAAGUUUAGCCAAGUUAUCAUUCCUGACUUGUGGAUACCUAUACCAGAGCGAUUCAUUCUUCCGGAACAGAGGCACCAUCUAUACGUACCAGGCUCUACCAGUACUACUGUAUCAGUAGUAGGUGAUGUUGUCGGGCCUGCCUUUUACACAGACGAUCUGUCAGUGGGUGAGAUCCUUGGUUUGCCAGCAGGAACCGUGGAGAGUUAUUUCUUUGAAUUUAGCCAGAAUCUUUGGUACUUGAAAUUCCUCCAGGACACAGACCAGCUGACGUAUGAUGUUGCUGUAGCAGCACUGCUGAGAAUGAGCACAAGUUUCGAGCAAAUCCACAGAUUCCGACAUCCAAGUGGAGGUUUUUCAUUAUUUUGGGACUCGGAACCAAGCCUUUGGGUGACGUCACUAUUAUUCAACCAAUUGAAGUUCGCUAGAGAUUCUGAAUGGGAAGAGGUGUUUUUCGUCGAUCCCGAGUUCAUGAAUGACGUGGCACUUUGGAUCGUAUCAAGACAGAACACUUCUGUCGGCUGCUGGAAAGAAAUUGGCACGACAUAUAUGAGGCAAUUUAUUCCUAAACUGCAGACUCUUAACGGAAAGGAAGAUUACUGGAACAUAACUCUAACUGCUUAUGUAGUCAUAGCAUUGUCCGGGAAUGUAGCACUGAGUGGGGAAGCAUCAAGCGCAGUUGAGAAAGCAAAAAACUUAGGUGCAGAUUUCCUUGCGACAACCUUGGAUCUCAUGGACAACUCUUUUGAUAUCGCCAUAGUAACAUAUGCAUUACACGCAGCGGAACAUAGAAUAAAGAAAGAGUUCUUCAACAAACUGAAGAAAAUGAGCCGUGAAGAUAAGCAGGACGAGUGGCCAUAUUGGUCAAGUAAAGAAGUUGACCCUAUGAAGGUGGAGACGAUAGAUGUCACUCCGUUCUUGUUCCCCAACGAGCAGUUUGACGCUGACGUGGACACCAAUCUCGGAACGGCGUAUGCACUCAUGUCCUAUGUGAAAGAGAAUUACAUCACCGAUGCGUCUAAGAUUAUGUACUGGAUCCAAUCAAGGAGGCAGACCAAUGGAGGAUGGAGCGGUACUGUGGACUCUAUAGCUAAUCUACAGGCGUUGUAUAUGUAUGGAGUGCGCAAUCCUAACAGAGACCUUUACCACUUAGAGCUAACGAUAGAGUCAACAGCCACACCAGAGUGGUCAAAGGUGAUCACGCUCACAAAGAACAACUUCAACAUCGAGCAGCAAGUAGAGAUUCCGAAUGUUUGGGGGAGUGUGAAGGUGACGGCGAGAGGCAACGGGUUGGCCAUGCUACAGGUAAGGACAAGUGCCAACCAAGAAUUUGUGGAACAGCUAAGGGACCCAGAUGAUCCACCGCCUGGUAUAGAGCGCCAUUUUGAUCUGACCAUCAACCUCCAAUGGGGCGGCGCCAACUUCAGUAUAAUGUAUAUACAACCAUGUGCAAGGUGGCAUAGGAUAGAUAAAGGUCCCCAUAGUAUGUUGGCCUUCUUCCAAAUAGAUCUGCCAACCGGUUAUGUUGUCAUCGAGAAAGAAUUGGUAAAGCAGCGCCAACGAGACAAGUUUAUCAGAAGAAACAUGUUUUCCGGUAAUACGUUGGAGAUCUUUGUUGAUAAGAUUGGGACGGACUGGCUGUGUACGAAGGUGAGAGCAGACCGCUGGUACCCAGUAGCAAAUGCCAGUAUUCAGCACCAGGCUCUGGUUGCGGAGUACUAUGAACCAGAGUUGCAGAACUGGACUCUCUACACAACUUACAAUUUAUUUUCUCAACAUAUAUGUCUAGUAUGCGGCUCAUUCCAAUGUCCAUAUUGUCCAUAUUACAACUCUGGUGACGUCAUCCAAAAACCUAUUACAAAAUUUAUUUUAAUUCUCGUAUCACCUUGGACAAUUUAUAUAUUCUCUCAAAUCAUUACCUCGAAGAUAGAACAAUUUUUGAACACUUGAAGGUGAUGAAAGUUAGUUAAACUAUUGUGAUUAAUUAUACACAAUAUGUUUUUUUAUUCAAUUUUUUUAUUUUUUUAUUACAUUGUGUUUUGUUCAUGCAACCGCAUUGUUAGUAACAGUUCAUUUGUAUAUAUCGCUUUAUCAAACACCAUAUUCAUCAAUUCGAGUGAAAUUGAGUACCGCAACUCCCUUGCUUAUGUUCAGCGACAAUUACACAUUCUCUAAGGCAUUUCGGCCUAACAGUGGUGACUUAAACAUAAACGGGGAUGCAACGGGAAGUAAUUGGUUUCACCGAAAAUAGUUAUGGAUCAUGCACGUUAUUAUUACAUAAAUUCUUUUUUUGAUGCUUGCUGUAUCAUCGCCGUGUCAUUCUAGAUGACAAUCGUAUAUCCAGGCUAUAAACAAUCAAUAGUUUUCAUAUUUCGGUAAAUGUUGGUUAACCUUGAUUAUAACAUUCCGCAUUUAUUUGACUUGAGCAUGUACAUAUUUUCUAAAUAAACAAUAUGC